Mucor mucedo is the source of this 1775-nucleotide messenger RNA. Its product is annotated as coth protein-domain-containing protein. The coding region runs from base 1 to 1707 and encodes 568 amino acids. NCBI's taxonomy places the organism in Eukaryota, Fungi, Mucoromycota, Mucoromycetes, Mucorales, Mucoraceae. The transcript has 4 exons. The record is from RefSeq and is a predicted model, not a curated record.
AUGAUUCAUUCAAAAGUUGUCGCAAUCGCAUCUUUUAUUCUUUUACUUUUUGCUAACACCAGUCAUGCUCAAAUGAUGGACUAUAAAGUAAUUGCUACUUUGAACCAAACCCUUUAUACUUCCAUGUCUGUUGUAGUAGACGAUAUUGCUUAUCCAUUGAAGUCGAAUUCGACCUACCCUAUUAUUUUUUCAGGAGAGGCUCCCAUUCCAAAGUCAGGAUAUCGAUAUGCUAAAACAGCCAACGCCACUGGUGAGCAGUUAUUGGAACCAUUUUUACGCUCUCCCCAAGCCAUUGAAAGCACGCCGCAUGAAUUUUUUAAUCGUACCUGGAACAAGCACCCCAAUGCUCGUAUACCUCAGGUAUAUUCUGCUACCAGCCCAAGAGAUCGUGUGGUUUCAUCAUUGCAUAAGGAUGACGAAAUCCCUACCAUUCAUUUCAUUGCUAACCAAACGGCAUUGGACUUAAUGCAUCGUAGCUACCUAGCUGAUCCUGUAACCGUGGAUACAACGGUUUCUUACAUUUCCUUAAAAGAUGCAUUUCAAUUCAAGAAUGUCGAACUCUCAUUAUCCGGCCGUAGUAGCCAAUUGUUGGCCAAGCUAUCUUACAUCUUAAAAAUACAAAAGAAGGAAUCCUUGUUUGGUUAUCGGCGCAUUAAACUUCGUGGUCUGGGUUUUGAUCCUUCUUAUGUACGGGAGCAAAUGGGUUAUGAUAUCUUGUCUUCGGUCGGUGUAGCUUCUACGGAAUUUUCUUAUGUUCGUGUGUUCAUGAAUGAUCGAGAGAUUGGUUUAUUUGGUCUUGUUGAAGCUUUUCAAAAUCCAUGGUUGGCCAAUGAAUUUGCUGGAGGCGAUACUUCUUAUAAAAAUGGUUAUCUCUAUCAAGGAACGGGUGCGCCUUCAUCUGCCGGAGAUACUUCUGAUUUAGCUUAUUAUGAAAACAAUAUCACUGCAUAUGCAGGUGGUCAAUACAAAGUCAAGGAAGAAGCAGAUGGUGAAUCCAAGGAUAAUUUCCAGCCUUUGAUGGAUUUCACAAAAUUCAUUGCUGAAGCUCCUGUUAACACAUCUGAUGCUGCAGCUGUUUGGAAUAAGACUAUGGAUACGGAAGCGUUUCUUCGUUCCAUGGCGGUUGAGAUUUUGGGUGGUUAUUCCGAUGGUUAUAUUAUUAACAACAACAACUUUUUUAUUUAUCAGAAUCCCAAGACACAACAGUAUAUUUACAUCCCUCAUGAUCUUGAUUUUUGUCUUGGUAACACUCUCACGAACAUCUCUCGAUUGUCGUCUGGUAAUUAUUCAGCUAUCUGGGGUUGGGAUCAACGACCUUUGAUCAAACGAAUUAUGCUCGUACCAGAAUUCAAGAACCGACUUGUCAAUCUUCUUCAAGAUUUGAACAAAAAGCUAUUUAAUAUUGAUGUUGUCCGACCCCGUAUUGAUGACCUUGCCGAUAUGCUCCAAGAGGACGUUGCAUGGGACAUAACAUUACCCGGAGUUGCACAAGACACUUUUGAUAACUUGAAACAAAAUAUCCCUGAGGAAUUCACAAGCAAUCCUAUCAUUUGGGAUUCUACUCAACGCAUUUUAAAGAGAAUUCCGGUCGAUGAAGCAAUCAACAAUCUUGAUUCUGAAACUUUGACUUAUAUGAGUCUCAAACAAUGGUUUUUGGUGAUUCAUCAAAAUACAGCAACCUUUUUGUCUCAAUUGUCACCUGCGUAGUAAACAUUUUUUUUUUUAUAAAAUAAAUAUUAAAUAAAAAUCCAGCCCUUCCUUCAUUUUCCUUUAAA